Molecule: messenger RNA, 2121 nt
Organism: Fusarium tjaetaba
Lineage: Eukaryota; Fungi; Ascomycota; Sordariomycetes; Hypocreales; Nectriaceae
Product: transcription factor
Exons: 1
Coding region: 1-2121 (706 amino acids)
Biological process (GO): DNA-templated transcription; regulation of DNA-templated transcription
Molecular function (GO): DNA binding; zinc ion binding; DNA-binding transcription factor activity, RNA polymerase II-specific
Source: RefSeq, a predicted model, not a curated record
AUGAGCUCCCGUGAAGGCCGUCCGGCCAAAGUACUGAGCUGUUCAAACUGUCGCACACGCAAAAUCAAAUGCGACAAGAUACAACCGUUAUGCGGCCAAUGUUCUCGCUUUGGCCUCGACUGUGUCUUUCCCUCAAGAAAACCAACAAGACGUGCUCCAAGACCUCGCCAGAGUGAAUUACUUGACAGGAUCAGUCGUCUUGAGAGCAUCGUCAACCAGGCUGACCCCGCCAAACUGAAGCAAUUGGAUGAGGGGGACAUCCAGAGUCUCCAAGGCUCAACCUCACUUUCGGCAACGCUGGAUAACCGCUGUGAUGAGUCCCAAGCAGUAGCAGCGCAGGCUGCUAAUUUAGAGACUGGCGAACAGUAUCUCGGUUCUGGUUUUUGGGGAAAUUUAUGUGCUGAGGUUGAGGGAAUUCGACAAGCGUUGAAUCAACCUUCUGAAGACAGUGAUGAGGAAGAAGAGGGCGAAAGCCCAGAGUCAGUAGAUAUGGCAUCUACGGGUCCUUCGGGCUUCUUACUUGGAAACUCUGAUUACACAUCGAGGCAACCGCUAAUACACCCUCCACCGAAUAUGAUGAUACGGCUCUGGACGAUUUACACCCGCAACGUCGAUCCUCUCAUGAAGAUUCUGCAUCGACCAACCAUCAGCAAACAUUUCCAAGCUUACAUUGAGUCACCGACUACACACACAUUCACCGCCGAGAUCAACGCUGUCUUAUUCGCCAUCUACUUCUGUGCAGCUGUUUGUUUGACACCAGAAUCGUGUUUGAAGCAAUUGGGUGAAAACAAAGAAAUUCUCACAAGGCGAUACCGUGUUGCGGUGGAGCGGGCACUCGCCGAAGCGGACUAUCUCAGCACAACCAAGAUCGAGCCUCUGCAAGCCCUGACGCUCUACACAAGCAUGAUGCGUGUUCACUUACACGACCGGACAUCUUGGGUUCUUACAUCACUUGUAAUCCGAAUUGCCCAAGGACUUAACCUUCAUCGAGAUGGUGACGGCCACCGCUUCACACCGUUUGUCGCCGAGAUGAGGCGCCGUUUAUGGCAUUUCAUCGUUGUUCUCGACAUCCGCGGGUCAGAAGACCGCGGUUCUGAUGCAACACUUACCCGGUCAGGCUUUGAUACAGCAGAGCCCACCCCCAUUGAUGAUGAUGAUUUUGGACCUGAUUCUAUAGGUCCCUUGAUACCCAAAACAACGCCUGCCGAGAACGUUGUAUGUUUAUGUACUGCUAUGUGCUCAGGCAUCUUCGGCUUCAUAUCGCACCCGCAUUACAGCCCUCGAGGCGAACCAGAACAUUUCUUAUAUACCGAAGAGGAGCUUAUUUCUCAUAUACGUCAACUGGAAACUAGCUUCAUCCACACUGCCAAACCCUCACAUCUCCCCUCUAUUUACGCCUCUGAAAUUGCUCGCAUCGUCAUUCUAAAGCUUUGGCUCAAUAUUCAAUAUCCUUUCACCGGUGGACCAGCUCCCGACCGACCUCGCGUAUCAAAAGAGACCAUGUUGCGUACUGCGAUCUCGAUUAUUGAGCUGCGAGAGCGUAUGACAAAGAACCAGUGGGAAGAUCGGUUUGCCUGGUGGACAGACACUUAUGUGCAAUGGCAUCCUCUCGCGGUUGCAUUAGCAGAACUCUGCGUGCAGACAGAGGGAGAGUUGGUAGACAAGGCCUGGGUGGUCGUGGAGAGAACAUUUCCAUCGUCGCGAGAGCACAUUGCAGACACAGCGAAAGGUUCACUUUGGCGACCUAUCAAAAAGCUGCUCAAGAAAGCGAGGGCGGCGAGAACCGAAGCGCUUCUCAAACGUAUGGAUUUCAACUCCAGCAUGAACCUGGACCCUGCAACAGCUUUCAUACCCCCAGCUAUGAAUAAUAUGGCUCAACCAUUGCAGUAUGGUACAAACCAACAGAUGAAUAUUCCUUCAUCUGGGCCAGGCUUGGCAUCACAGUACGACACGAGCAGUAUGGAUCCUUCGAUACUGUUCGAUCCACCAGAGACUUUGAAUCUCGACUUUGGUAUGGGCUUGGAGCAAGGCGUGCCUAUGGAAUGGACAUAUUGGACAGAGUUUUUCAACGAUACACAGAUAGAAACAUCUCCAGGGAGCGGGACAGGUGAGUCAACAUGA